AUGGAACGACUGGGUUUUAAAAUCUACGACGUCACCGACGUUGGGAACACGUCGUCGACUAUGCGAUGUCUCCAGAUGGCGUAUCAGGAAGAUCCUAAAGACGAUGUCUACGCCGAGGGUGUGACGUGUUAUAUGCUAGGAUGGAGAAGCUCGCUGAUCAAGAUGGCGAAAUCCAGCGCAUUCUGGAUGCUUCAACGCAUCCUCGAAAAACAAGUCGAGGACUUCCGUCUGGAAUUUGUGUGCGAAAUUUGCGCGUCGACGUCGAGCCAGCCGUUGAAAGUAGGGCCAUAUGAAGGCGCAUUGCCAGUCAAGUGUGCAUUGCGCCGAAUUCUGGACGUUGCGGCGAAAGUGGCUGAUGAAUCGAAGAAGGCAGCGCUGACGUGUAUCCAGCUCGAUGCCGUUGGAUGGGCGGGCGAACGCGACGAGUGCUUUGCAGCAGUAAAGAAAACGCUGCAACAAGUGGUGCCGUUGUCUCAUCGAUCUGCAGACAAGAUUUUUUGCUUUAUGCUGAUGCGAGUAAGACGCAUUGCGGAGAGGCAUGCACUCAUAUCCCGAAGAUUUCGGUCUUCUUGUCGAAACCGAGUGCUCGGGUGGCCGACGGUGGAGGAAGCAGUGUUUGCGAUCUUUGAAUCGGGCAAAAGACUCGAGUACCUGCUGCUCAGGCAGCAAGGAUUCCGUCUCUUCACGGACCACUGA
Molecule: messenger RNA, 696 nt
Organism: Aphanomyces invadans
Lineage: Eukaryota; Oomycota; Saprolegniomycetes; Saprolegniales; Verrucalvaceae
Exons: 5
Coding region: 1-696 (231 amino acids)
Source: RefSeq, a predicted model, not a curated record